Molecule: messenger RNA, 1413 nt
Organism: Solanum stenotomum
Lineage: Eukaryota; Viridiplantae; Streptophyta; Magnoliopsida; Solanales; Solanaceae
Exons: 7
Coding region: 70-1185 (371 amino acids)
Cellular component (GO): cytoplasm; membrane
Source: RefSeq, a predicted model, not a curated record
GUUCUACUGUUAGCUAGAACAGAGAGAAAGAAGGUGAAGUGAGCUUUGAUCUAAGAUUUCUCCAUUUCAAUGGCGACCAUCAAUGGCUUGACCUCACCACAGCCCUUUCUCUCUCUACAAAAAUCCAACUCAAAGCCCUUUCUCUCUCUAUCGAAACCCAUGAAGUCUCAAUUCUUAUUCAAAGGUCUUAAACAGCAGAAUCAGCAGUUGAGGGAUUGGGCUAUAGUGGGUUCGGUAGCAAACGAAGCCGACGUGAUUCCGGUUCAAAGUACUGACGUUACGGACCAGCAAAACGGAGUCGUAAUUGGAUUGGAAAGAGAACCGGAAUUAGGGGGCGGAGAGAUAGAUAUUGUAAAUCAGGUGGUGGGUGGGUUUGGAAAUGAAGGGAGGUUAUCGUUUGAAGGUGCUGGUGGGUUUUCUUCGGCAAGUGGUGUUGGUGGGUCGGAUGUGGAGAAACUUAUUGAUAGAGCUAUAAAUGCAACUAUUGUGUUAGCUGCUGGAUCUUUUGCUAUUACUAAAUUGCUCACUAUUGAUCAUGAUUACUGGCAUGGAUGGACAUUAUUUGAGAUAUUGAGAUAUGCACCUCAGCACAACUGGGUUGCAUACGAGGAAGCCCUUAAAAGAAAUCCAGUUUUGGCUAAAAUGGUUAUCAGUGGAGUGGUUUACUCUGUUGGGGAUUGGAUUGCACAGUGCUAUGAAGGGAAGCCUCUUUUUGAAAUCGAUCGUGCACGUAUGUUGAGAUCAGGCUUAGUUGGAUUCACGCUACAUGGAUCCCUAUCUCAUUAUUAUUAUCAGUUUUGUGAGGCACUGUUUCCUUUCGAAGAUUGGUGGGUGGUUCCUGUCAAGGUUGCCUUUGAUCAAACUGUUUGGUCAGCAAUUUGGAACAGCAUCUACUUCACAGUUUUGGGAAUUUUACGUUUUGAAUCUCCUCUUGCCAUUUUCAGUGAAUUGAAGGCUACGUUCUUGCCAAUGUUGACGGCUGGUUGGAAGCUGUGGCCAUUUGCUCAUCUAAUUACAUAUGGUGUAAUUCCGGUUGAACAAAGGCUUCUUUGGGUUGACUGUGUGGAACUCAUUUGGGUGACAAUACUCUCAACUUAUUCAAAUGAGAAAUCAGAAUCUAGAGUCUCUGAGGUGAUCGUAGAAGCAGAGGCACAACCUCCCUCGAUAAGCCCACCACAGGAGUAAAUGAAUGGAAGAGCAAUGACACAACAAAAAUUCGCGGAAAUGCAUAGCUUUGAGGUGAUAUAGCUGCAGAUACUUGCUGCACCAUACUCUCAGAGAGCAUCCUCUGAGAUACUCGUUUAUAAUUUAUGCAUACUGCACGCAGCCCUCUUUCCUCCGCGUAUGUACACAAAUUCUUUUGUAGUAAUUGUAAAAUAGUGCAAUCGCGACCUCUAAUGUUGGUGCUGAAGU